Messenger RNA from Chaetura pelagica (chimney swift), 1392 nucleotides. It is a transcript of the gene TFCP2, whose product is annotated as transcription factor CP2. NCBI's taxonomy places the organism in Eukaryota, Metazoa, Chordata, Aves, Apodiformes, Apodidae. The coding region runs from base 1 to 1392 and encodes 463 amino acids. The transcript is spliced from 15 exons. Gene Ontology annotation, molecular function: RNA polymerase II cis-regulatory region sequence-specific DNA binding; DNA-binding transcription activator activity, RNA polymerase II-specific. The record is from RefSeq and is a predicted model, not a curated record. Gene Ontology annotation, cellular component: nucleus. Gene Ontology annotation, biological process: positive regulation of transcription by RNA polymerase II.
AUGGCGUGUCCCUCCGCUCAGGGCGACGUCCUUGCCCUGCCCAUCUUCAAGCAGGAGGAGUCGAGUUUGCCUCCAGACAACGAGAACAAAAUUCUGCCUUUCCAGUAUGUGCUUUGUGCUGCCACUUCCCCGGCUGUCAAGCUGCACGAUGAAACACUCACCUAUCUCAACCAAGGGCAGUCCUAUGAAAUCCGGAUGCUGGACAACAGGAAGAUUGGGGAGCUGCCAGAGAUAAAUGGGAAACUGGUAAAGAGCAUAUUCCGGGUGGUGUUCCACGACCGGCGGCUGCAGUACACAGAGCAUCAGCAGCUGGAGGGCUGGCGGUGGAACAGGCCUGGGGACAGGAUCCUGGACAUAGAUAUCCCCAUGUCCGUGGGCAUCAUUGACCCUAGAGCAAACCCAACCCAGCUCAACACUGUCGAGUUCCUGUGGGAUCCUUCAAAGAGGACUUCCGUGUUUAUCCAGGUUCACUGCAUCAGCACGGAGUUCACCAUGAGGAAGCACGGGGGGGAGAAGGGGGUACCCUUCCGGGUCCAGAUAGACACGUUCAAGGAGAACGAGAAUGGGGAGUACACGGAGCACCUGCACUCUGCCAGCUGCCAGAUCAAGGUCUUCAAGCCCAAAGGAGCUGAUCGGAAGCAGAAGACGGACAGGGAGAAGAUGGAGAAGCGAACACCUCACGAGAAGGAGAAGUACCAGCCCUCCUAUGAAACCACCAUCCUCACCGAGUGUUCUCCCUGGCCAGAGAUAACCUAUGUCAAUAAUGCACCGUCCCCUGGCUUCAACAGCUCCCACAGCAGUUUUUCCCUUGGUGAAGGCAAUGGCUCUCCAAACCACCAGCCCGAGCCACCCCCUCCAAUCGCAGAUAACCUCUUGCCCACCAGCACCCCCCAGGAGGCUCAGCAGUGGCUGCACCGAAACCGCUUCUCCACUUUUUCUCGGCUCUUCAGGAACUUCUCAGGAGCAGACCUGCUGAAGCUGACCAGGGAGGAUGUGAUCCAGAUCUGCGGCCCCGCCGACGGCAUCCGGCUCUUCAACGCCCUGAAGGGCCGGAUGGUGCGGCCCAGACUGACCAUCUACGUGUGUCAGGAGUCCCAGCAGCUGAGGGACCUUCAGCAGAAGCACGAGGAUGGGGAUGCAGUAACCAGCACUUUUUUUGUGUACCAUGCCAUUUACCUGGAGGAGCUGACAGCAGUGGAACUGACAGAGAAGCUGGCCCAGCUCUUCAGCAUCUCUUCCCAGCAGAUCAGCCAGAUUUACAAGCAAGGUCCGACCGGGAUCCACGUGCUGAUCAGUGAUGAGAUGAUACAGAACUUCCAAGAUGAAUCAUGUUUUGUUCUGGACACCAUGAAAGCUGAAACCAAUGACAGCUACCACAUCAUCCUGAAAUAG